CGAACUGAACUGGAGUCCACCCUGCCGCGAACUAUCCCAACCACAAGUACCCUGUACUGGUAUAUAUCACACCAAUAAUAAACCACUGCAAAGGGAGUUCAACAACAUGCCAACGUUGCCAAUUGAAUUCGACUACAAUGAUACCUAUCACGAGUCCAAUAAUUAUGUUUAUUUGGUUGAUCUCCAAGCCAUGUCUGCUUUGCAGGCCUUGGUCGUGUCGGAUGCACCACUAAAGAUGAUCCAGUUGGUCUAUGACGCAGAUCCAUCUGCCAUGAACGAUGAUGUCUUCCUGGAUGCAUGUCGACAUAACACAAGCCGUGAUGUGAUUGAAUUUCUCAAGGAGCUUGUAGCAGAACCCAGUGUGUAUUUGAAAGCAAAAAUUGCUCAAGUUAUGGUGGAUCUUUUGGACAAUAGACGCAACCAGAAUGCUGACAAUUUUGUGGCCCUCUUCAAAAUGUUUCCAGAAGCCGCAUACUACAAUGAGCUCCCAGGUGAAGUUUCUGGCCCUUUUCAUGCCGUCUUUACCGAUAAUGAAGGAUAUUGGGGGGGUCAUCUGCAUGAUGAUGUCCUGUGUGACAUGAUACGGCACAUUCCAGGUGAUGUCGAGUUCAUCGAAAUUGGAAGCUUGGAUAGAAUUUGGGAUGCUGAAUCGAAAACAGAGUGCAGAUCUUUGUUGGCGGCAAAGUUGAAAGAACUCAAAAAUCUCAAAGGAUUGGAAGUGCCUAUUGAAGUGGGAGACAAUUUGGAUCAAAAUCUGGUCAAAGCAAUUUGCGACUUGAUAUCAUAUGGGCCAAUGGAGACCCUUAGAAUCAACAGCAGUGGAUUUGAGGACAACAUAUAUGAAGAGUCAGGGGGAGACAGUGGAGGGAAAGACCAACAGAGUGGGUUCUUUCUGCCAAUUCUAGAUGUUAUUGCUGCUUCUGGGCUGAAACAUUUUUCGUUGCCCGACUGUUUUCAUCUUGUGGAAGAGUACCGAGAUCGCAUGAUUGAGAUCCUACAGUGGAAUACAUCUCUGACUGGUGUCGCCAUUGGGGAUGUUUCACAUUUUGAUAAGGCAAGUUUGAAGGAUAAGAAGGCGUUGAAUGACAAGGGAUUGAUUGACCAUUACACAACAUUGAACGAGUAUGGCAGGGGUGUGAUGCGAGACCCAAAGAUGACAAUGCGAGCUAUUGUAGAUCUGUUGGACAAGGCAACAUCAAGCUAUAGAGACUUUGUUGGCCGCUACCCUCGCCCUCACCAUCACCCUUACAGGACAGUGUUGUAUAAAAUGGAUGACAAAGAGCUAUCCACUGUCCGGGUUCUCAAUGGGCUGUUGAGGGAGGCACCUGGCAAAUGGAGUGGUCAAGCUUUGGAUGAAGACAAUCAGAACAGCAAGCCGUCUGCCAUGAGUCCGCCAAAUAGGAAACGCAAAGCCUCCUAUUCCCUAGACCGAAGCACUUCCUUGGACUAGCCCUUUUGUAACUUGACCACCUACCGUAUCUUGUAGCACGUAAUGUAGCCAAUCAAGAAUUUAAUGUAACUAAAAUCCUCGUCCUUAUUAGCAGUGCUACUAUUAUGG
Molecule: messenger RNA, 1558 nt
Organism: Seminavis robusta
Lineage: Eukaryota; Bacillariophyta; Bacillariophyceae; Naviculales; Naviculaceae
Source: the annotation of a GenBank genome assembly